This is a messenger RNA of Diversispora eburnea, 2748 nucleotides long. Lineage: Eukaryota; Fungi; Glomeromycota; Glomeromycetes; Diversisporales; Diversisporaceae. The record is from the annotation of a GenBank genome assembly.
AUGGAUAUGAAUCAAAUUGUAUAUGAAACACUCACGCAUGCUCUUUCAUCAGAUCCUAAUGCGCGAAUAUCAGCUGAACUAAGGCUGAAAGAACUUGAAAAUAUGCCCGAAUAUCCUAUUAGUCUUGCCAAAAUGUUUAACUCACCAGAAGUAGAAAUUUCUCUUCUAUCUCAUUGGUCUUCUACGAGUGAAAAGUUUUCAGGGCAUGAAUUGAAUGAAGAGGCAAAAGUCACUAUACGCAAGAUGGCAUUCAACGGAUUAUCAGAUCCUUUAAGCAAAAUUCGUGCUUCUGUUAUUUCGAAGAUUGCACACAAUGAUUGGCCUGAAUAUUGGCCUAAUCUUUUGGACUUGUUAUUGUCACUUUCGAAAUCGGGUUCGCCAGAUCAAGUUCAUGGUACAAUGCGAGUCCUGUCAGAAUUUUUUAAAUCUGAUAUCACAGAACAACAAUUUGCCCAAAUUGCACCAUUAUUAUUGCCAGAACUUUUGAGAAUUUUGCAGUGUGAGGAAACUUAUUCUUAUAGAACUCGUGGACGUACUGUUUCAAUAUUUCGACAAUGUAUCGAAAUAUUGUAUAUGGUUAAAGAAGAGCAUUCCGAAGCUACCGAAUCAUUUCUAAUGACACCAGUUAUAUCGAAAUGGUUACAAAUGUUUGCAACUAUUUUGAAACAACGAACGAUUGACAAUGAAGAACGCGCAUACGAAGAAUGUGCCUUAAAAUUAGAAGUUGUUAAGUGUCUAAACAAUAUCAUUAAAUGGUUUCCAAAAAUACUUUCAUCAUCAUUGAUUGUACUAUUAGAACCCAUUUGUACCUAUCAAGAUUCAGAAGGAGAAGUAUUUGGUUUUGAAAAUUUGCUUUUUGCCCAAUUUGAAUUUGUAGGUCUUUCAGUUCGAAAGAAAUCAGCAAAAUCACUUUUUAUUCAAAAUAAUGGAGAAGGUUUAUUCCUAAAACAAGUAAUUUGGAUUAUCCUUUCAUAUAUGCAAAUGACUGAAGAACAGGUUGAAUUAUGGUUGUCUGAUGCUAAUCAAUUCGUCUCUGAUGACGAUGAUGAAACUUUCAACUUUAACGUCAGAGUUGCUUCAGCAGAUCUUUUAAUUAUUUUACUUGACCAAUUUCCCGAACAAACAUUACAAGUUCUCGCAGAUACAACAUUACAUUUAAUAGAUGAAUCUAAUAAAGCUCGAGCUGCAGGAGAUCCAAUUUGGGUUAUUCGAGCACAUAUUCCUUUUCUUAAAGGUCGUGCUUUAGUAGCUGCCAGUCAAUUUGUAACUCAAUUACCCCAAGAACUAGCAUCACGUUAUGUCAUCGCAACAGUUGAUGCUAUUCAACAAAACGGGGCCAUACCCGUUAAAGUAUCCGCUUUACGUGCUUUACAAAAUAUCUAUAAAUAUCUAGAUAAUCAAUACGUGACGCCAUUUCAGUCCAACGUUAUUGAAGGCAUAGCGAAUCUUAUAAGUGUUGCAACUGAGGAUACUCUAAUACUUGUAUUAGAAACGCUUCACGAAGUUAUUAAAAUAAACAGAGAAGGAACUGCACGUUAUGAAAGUUUGAUUGGCCCGUUAAUUAUUGAUGUCUGGAUCAAAUAUCCUACUGAUCCCACAAUUGCGCCAAUAGUUACAGAUCUUUUUGAAACACUAGCAAGCAAUCCUGAAGCUCAUGGUGCCUUUCAAGCCAGAACUUUACCCCCGUUGGCCAAUAUUUUAAUAGUUAAUUCUGAUUCUGCUGUGACAGCUGGAGGGCCCUCUCCUCUACCGAAAGAAUACGUCGAACAUGUUUUCCCUUCACUAAUGCAUUUAAUGUUAACAACGGAAGAUAGGGAGAUUUUACAGAAUGGAGAUAUUUGUUUGAAAUACUUUGUUCAAAAAGAUUGUGAGCGAAUUGCACAAUGGAUAAAUAAUGAAACGGGCAGAACGGGUUUAGAUUAUGUUAUUCAGUAUAUCGCGAAAGCUCUUCAAAGUGAGAGUGAAUCUGCAACUUUUCUUGGAGAUUUAGUCGUUAAACUUAUUAAAAAAGCGGGAGAUAAGAUAGUUUCCGUAAUACCGGAAUUACUUAAAACAGUUGCUACUAAACUAGAAGGAGCUCGAACUGCUACAUAUAUACAGUCGUUAGUUUUAAUAUUCGCGCAUUUAAUUCUUAAUCAACAAUCAACGGUUAUUGAUUUCUUGGCUAACUUGGAUAUUAAUGGUCGAAAUGGACUUGAAGUUUUGCUUAGUACGUGGUUUGAAAAUCACGAGAGCUUUCAUGGAUAUUAUAGUAUAAGAGUAAGCGCUAUAGCAUUGUCUAAGCUUUUCCUUGCAUGUGAUUCACGAAUACAAAAUAUUCAAGUCAAGGGAGACUUAAUUGUACCGAAAUCUUCAAAUCCUGAUCAAUACACACAUGUUUCUGCAAAUGGAAAGAUCAUCAGAUUACUUUUAUCGGAUCUUCAGAAUUCAUCAGAUGGUGAAAAUUUUAAACGUUCAGAAUUUGAUGAAUUUUUUGAAGAGGAAGAAGCUAUCGAAACAGAUGAUGAAGAUGAUGAAUGGGAAGAUGUUGAAGAGCCAUCACCUUUCGGACCUUCAGAAGAUUAUAUUGUUCUUUCCGAAUAUGCCAAAAAUCAUGAUCUAGAAACCCUAGAAGAUGAUCCCGAUUUAAAGGAUGAUUCAGUUUAUAAUACUAAUUUCAAAGAAUAUCUUAUAGAAUUUUUCCGACAUUGUGCUUCCCAGAAUAUUAAUAAUUUUAUUGAAAUUUGUUCGACCCUUAAAAAUAAAUAA